Xylona heveae TC161 is the source of this 1281-nucleotide messenger RNA. Its product is annotated as monocarboxylate permease-like protein, mch4. The coding region runs from base 1 to 1281 and encodes 426 amino acids. The record is from RefSeq and is a predicted model, not a curated record. NCBI's taxonomy places the organism in Eukaryota, Fungi, Ascomycota, Xylonomycetes, Xylonales, Xylonaceae. The transcript has 2 exons. Gene Ontology annotation, cellular component: fungal-type vacuole membrane. Gene Ontology annotation, biological process: transmembrane transport. Gene Ontology annotation, molecular function: transmembrane transporter activity.
AUGGCAUCUGCCGCGAGUCAGGAAAGCCUAGUCGAGGAUGCUGGAAUAAAUUGUCAAGAAGCUCAACCCACCGCCUACGAUACACCACCGGAUGGAGGAAUCCAGGCCUGGCUGCAAGUCGCAGGUUCUUUUUUCCUCUUUUUCAACUCAUGGGGCACUGUCAACACUUUUGGCGUCUUCCAAACCUACUAUGAGACAAAUCUGCUUCAAGAUCAAUCUGCAUCAAACAUUUCCUGGAUCGGUGCUAUCCAAGCCUUUCUUUUACUCUUAGUUGGGGUCAUUACUGGUCCACUUUAUGAUGCAGGAUAUUUUCGAGCGCUCUUGUUUACCGGAUCUGCCUUGAUUGUGAUCGGUUUCAUGACUUUAAGUGUGUGCUCACAAUAUUGGCAAGUGCUCUUGGCUCAGGCAAUUUGCAUCGGAGUUGGCAAUGGGUGCCUCUACAUUCCUUCGGUGGCCAUCAUUCCGCAAUACUUCUUCAACCGCAAAGCGAUUGCCACUGGUAUCGCAGCAUCCGGCAGUAGCGUCGGCGGUGUACUCUAUCCAAUUGUCUUUCGGCAGUUGCAGCCUCAAAUUGGAUUCCCAUGGGCGACAAGAAUCCUCGGUUUUCUGGCCUUGGCCACCUGCUCGUUCUCACUCUGUACUAUGCGGCUUCGCCAAAUGCCAGAUCAACGACGUGUCUUGUUAGAAUUCUCCGCGUUCAAGGAGGCACCGUAUGCAUUAUUUUGUUUGGCCAUGUUCUUUGGCUACAUUGGAUUCUUCAAUAUUAUCUUUUACAUUCAACCAUACGCGCUUAGAAUGCAUGCAAUGGGGGAGCAUCUGGCGUUCUAUCUCGUACCAUUGCUAAACGCGGCUUCUGUUCCUGGUCGAAUCGUGCCUGGACUUUUAGGCUCCAGGCUAGGUCCUUUGAACAUUUUACUGGUGAGUGCUUGCAUCAGCGGAGCACUAUGUCUCUGUUGGAUUGCCAUAUACACCUCCGGUGGUCUUAUCGCUUUGGCCAUCUUGUAUGGGUUCUUUUCCGGUGCAUUUGUUUCGCUUCCAGCCGUGGCAUUGACAACGUUGACCCCCGACUUCCGUUCCCUUGGCACUCGAAUGGGAAUGUGCUCCGUUUUGUGCGGCUUGGGUUCAUUGUGCGGGUCGCCCGUGGCAGGCGCAAUUCUGGAUAAGACUGGAUCCUAUUUAGGAACUCAGCUGUAUUCUGGUAUAACUAUUUGCGCCACGGGGGUUCUGCUUUUCCUUGCGCGAAUCUGCAAAACAGGAACUAAAUUGAGGGCUACUGCAUGA